AUGGUUAAACAAUACAAGUUAGUUAUUGCUUCAGAUCAAGCUGGUUAUGAUUAUAAAGAACAAGUUGCUAAAGAUUUAUCUAAAAAUCCAUCAGUUUCUUCCAUUAUAAAUUUAGGUGUUGAUUCAAGUAGUUCAAAUACACCAUAUCCAUCAGUUGCAAUUAAAGCUGCAGAAUUGGUUGCUAAUGGUGAAGCUGAUCGUGCAAUUUUAUUUUGUGGUACCGGUUUAGGUGUUGCAAUUUCUGCUAAUAAAGUUGAUGGUAUAAGAGCUGUUACUGCACAUGAUUCUUUUAGUGUUGAAAGAAGUAUUUUAAGUAAUAAUUGUCAAGUUUUAUGUAUGGGUCAAAGAGUUAUUGGAUUAGAAUUGGCAAGAAGAUUAGCAAAAGAAUGGUUAACUUAUGAAUUUGAUGAAAAAUCAACAUCAGCUUCUAAAGUUGAAGAAAUUACAAGUUAUGAAAAAAAUCAUACAACUCCAAAGAUUGUUAGUUAA
This is a messenger RNA of Hansenula ciferrii, 489 nucleotides long. Its product is annotated as RpiB/LacA/LacB family sugar-phosphate isomerase. The transcript has a single exon. Gene Ontology annotation, biological process: carbohydrate metabolic process. Bases 1 to 489 code for a protein of 162 amino acids. Gene Ontology annotation, molecular function: isomerase activity. Lineage: Eukaryota; Fungi; Ascomycota; Saccharomycetes; Phaffomycetales; Wickerhamomycetaceae. Gene Ontology annotation, cellular component: intracellular anatomical structure. The record is from RefSeq and is a predicted model, not a curated record.